UACCUUGGUUAGCGGACGAAGCAGCAUCAGCCCCAAGGACAGAGAUGGCCAGUCAGUCCCAGGGUAUCCAGCAGCUGCUGCAGGCUGAGAAGCGGGCCGCUGAGAAGGUGGCAGAUGCCAGGAAGCGAAAGGCCCGGCGGCUGAAGCAGGCCAAGGAGGAGGCGCAGAUGGAGGUGGAGCAGUACCGCCGGGAGCGUGAGCAGGAGUUCCAGAGCAAGCAGCAGGCUGCCAUGGGCUCCCAGGGGAACCUGUCGGCUGAGGUGGAGCAGGCUACGAGGCGCCAGGUGCAGGGCAUGCAAAGCUCGCAGCAGAGAAACCGUGAGCGUGUCCUGGCCCAGCUUCUUGGCAUGGUCUGUGACGUCAGGCCCCAGGUCCACCCCAACUACCGGAUCGCUGCAUAGAACCCGGCAUAUGGCCCGACUCCUGCCUAGUUUCCUCCCUGAAAGAGGUCUCCCAAGACAGCAUCCCCCCACUCCCCCUCAAUCCUUCUCUGCUUUUCAUUUCCUGAAUAUUGAGGGAGGCAGGAUCCACUAUUGUCCUGUGAAACAUGUAUAUCCUGCCCCAACCUGUACUCCUUGCUGCUCUAUAACCUUCCCCAGGACAUUGUCAGCUUCCCAGGCACACGAAUGCAAAUUGGAACAUGGAGAAGCAGGGAUGUGCAAAGUGCUGACUCCACAGUGGGCGGAUUUGGGUCCCUCUCCCAGCCCUGCCACCUGCUGGCCAUACAGCUGAGGUUCCUAGGGGACUGGAUUCAUAGUGACAUCUGCCUGCCAUAGGCUGCACUGUAUGGUGUCCUAUAAAGUGCCUGUAAGAGGCAGGAGCCCAGUGAUGGUGUUCUCCCCCACCACACGUCUGCCAAAACCUGAAAUCAGCUGUCUCCUCCCGUCUGUUGGCGGCUCUCUAAUCCCACUCCCUCUGUGACCCUGAUAAUUCUCUAAUUCCCAGAAGAUGUUAGGACCCAAGGAAAGGCA
Ochotona princeps (American pika) is the source of this 971-nucleotide messenger RNA. RefSeq names its product ATPase H+ transporting V1 subunit G2 (gene ATP6V1G2). Lineage: Eukaryota; Metazoa; Chordata; Mammalia; Lagomorpha; Ochotonidae. Bases 45 to 401 code for a protein of 118 amino acids. The transcript has 3 exons. Gene Ontology annotation, molecular function: proton-transporting ATPase activity, rotational mechanism. The record is from RefSeq and is a predicted model, not a curated record. Gene Ontology annotation, biological process: proton transmembrane transport. Gene Ontology annotation, cellular component: vacuolar proton-transporting V-type ATPase complex.